This is a messenger RNA of Sus scrofa (pig), 3374 nucleotides long. Lineage: Eukaryota; Metazoa; Chordata; Mammalia; Artiodactyla; Suidae. The record is from RefSeq and is a predicted model, not a curated record.
CUGCUCCAUCUGCCGUCAAGUCAGAAUCUCAGCCCUUGCCAAAAAAGGUUUCUGUUUCUUCAGAGGCCACUGAGAAGCCAUUACAAAUAUGCAGUCCUUCGGCUGAAAGCAGGAGACCUAAGUGGGUCCCACCAGGACUGCGAUGGAUGCAAAGAAGCCGAGGAAAUGCAGUUUGACAUCCUUCCCGAUUUUGAAAGCGAGAAAGAAACAAAAUCUCACCGCUGUGAAGGUUGAGAGUAAGCCCUUGCUUCAAAUCCAGAAGCCACCUUCCAAGAUCAAGAACUUCAGAAGGACCCGAUUCUUGAACAAGAACACAAACACCUGCUUUACGUCUCUGCCCUCCGUGGACACCCAGGGAAAGAAGAACAUGGUGAGCUUCCCGCACAUCAGCAGUCAGAUCCCGCUAAAGCCACCCCUGCUGUCCCAGGAGAAUCAAACUCACAGACAGGUACCGUCCUCUGAGCUCAAGGCUUCAGAAACGCCCUUCCCUCCGAGCAUUAAAACCCAAGAUCCGAAGCCAGAGGAGAAGCCGCCAAAGAAGCACAUGCACAAGGUGCCUCUGACGGCGGCAGAGGCCCUAAAGUUUUUUAAGAACCAGCUGUCUUCUUAUGAGAAAAGUGAAAUCCUGGGCUACACAGAGCUGUGGUUCCUGGGGCUGGAAGCUGAGAAGCUCCACAUGGCUCCAGAGAAGUUCAGCAAGUCAAGUUUUGAUGAUGAGCACGGCUCCUACAUGAAGGUCCUGCAUGACCACAUUGCCUACCGCUACGAGGUUCUGGAGAUGAUCGGGAAAGGGUCCUUCGGACAGGUGGCCAAGUGCUUGGAUCAUAAAAACAAUGAGUUGGUGGCCUUGAAAAUCAUCAGGAACAAGAAGAGAUUUCACCACCAGGCGCUGGUGGAGCUGAAGAUCCUGGAAGCUCUCAGAAGGAAGGACAAAGACAACACCUACAACGUGGUGCACAUGAAGGACUUCUUCUACUUCCGCAAUCACCUCUGCAUCACCUUUGAACUCCUGGGCAUCAACUUGUAUGAGCUGAUGAAGACCAACAGUUUCCAAGGCUUCAGUUUGUCCAUAAUUCGCCGCUUCACCCUCUCUGUUUUGAAGUGUUUGCAGAUGCUUUAUGUAGAGAAAAUCAUUCACUGUGACCUCAAGCCCGAGAAUAUAGUGUUAUACCAAAAGGGCCAAGUCACUGUUAAAGUCAUUGACUUCGGAUCAAGCUGUUAUGAACACCAGAAAGUCUACACCUACAUCCAAAGCCGGUUCUACAGAUCCCCGGAGGUGAUCCUGGGCCACCCCUACAACAUGGCCAUUGACAUGUGGAGCCUGGGCUGCAUCAUGGCCGAGCUGUACACGGGCUACCCCCUGUUCGCGGGGGAGAACGAGGUGGAGCAGCUGGCCUGCAUCAUGGAGGUGCUAGGCCUGCCGCCAACCCGCUUCAUCCAGACGGCCUCCAGGAGACAGACGUUCUUUGAUUCCAAAGGUUUUCCUAAAAAUAUAACCAACAACAGGGGGAAAAAAAGAUACCCGGAUUCCAAGGAUCUCACGAUGGUGCUGAAAACCUACGACACCAGCUUCCUGGACUUUCUCAGAAGGUGUUUGGUCUGGGAGCCUUCUCUUCGCAUGACCCCUGACCAGGCCCUCAAGCAUGCUUGGAUUCACGAGCCGCCAAACCUCAAAGUACGGCCCAGGCUCCAGACCUUGAGGAAAACCAGUCUCUGUUUCCCCUCGGAGUCCAAGAAGGACAAAGUUCAAGGGCAACAUCGCUUGGGCAAAAAAGAUAUGAUCCUCAAAGGAGACACUAAAGAUAAAAUAAAAGAUAAUACCACUAAACGGGAUCAGAAUCCAGGUAAUCAGCGGGGCUCUCUCCAGCCCACAGCAGAAGUGAUCCAGCUGCCCCAUCUAGCAGAAGCUUCCAGAAAGUCAGAGGCAGUUUUGGGGCCGGCAGAGUCCAAGACAUCCACGGGACAACAAAACAAAAACUCCUCCCCCAAGAACACAAACAUUUUACCACCUAUUGUAUGACCUGAGUGGAGGGUGUGUCCUGUUCCUUUCCACCAGUGAUUUGUAUUAGAGACAGUACUUAUAUUGUACAAUAUUUAAGAUUGUUGCUUUUUAAUCAUAAAGGUUUGCUUAAAAACAAAACAAAACAAAACAAAAACUCUAUCCACAUGGCCAGUUGGCUUGAUUGGUACUGGGAGGGACUGGAGAGGGAGUCCUUGCACCCACACUCCCUCCUUAUGCCCCCCACCAAAUGAAACAAUGGGUGCCUGUGGGGGUGGGGCGGGAAGAGCAUGAAGUACUGAGUGUUAGAGUGCCACGCAUACAACUCUAAGUUACAAAAACAGUGUUCUUGCCCAAGACAGUUGACCUAUGUUAGGAUUCUCGUUUGAAAAUGACAGAAGCCAAGUUCAAACUGAACAACUGAAGGGCGUUUAUUGGAUAAUGUGACUGGCAAAUCAGGAGGGGCAGGUGUCGGUACAGAAGGAUCUGGGAAUUCAAACAAGACCAAGGGGCUCAGGCUCCCCCUCCCCCUAUUAGUCUGGCUUCUCUCUCUGGUUAUCUUCAUUCCAAAGACAGACUCUGCCCCGAGGGUAAGAUGACCACGACCAUCCAGAAUCAUUCACUACCAUCUGAUGACUGCAUCAGAAGGUGCAGUCUUCCUGCUUAAAGGAAAUCUCAGAAAUGACUGGACUUGAGCCCAUCACUAUGUUUGAGAUAUUGGGACCCUCUGAUUGGCCAGCCUGGGUCAUAUGCCCACAGGGUGGGGCAGUGGUGGUGGCACCAAGACUGAUGCUUCCUUGGAACCAUGUGGAAUAGGGGGCGGUGGGUUUCCCAAAGGAAGACGAGCUGAUUACAACAGGUGUCCACUCAUCGGUACCUGCCCUCCUCGUCCUUACCUACCUGAACUCACAGUCUGUGUACGGUUGUAAUUAUAGUUCAAACAGGUUUACAAGAACGCCAUAACAUCAAAAACAACAUGGACUAUAUCUGUGGCUUCAUGGUUUUCAUUGGAUCACUGUGUAAUAUCCCAUGAAGGGGGCACAAGGUAGCUGAAGCUAUGGGUUUAGAUGACAUCGCCCAGGGAAGAGGCCAGAGUGAGACCAGCACAAGGUCAGGAGAAAGUCCUAGGAAAGAGAAUGUAAGGGCUUGACACCACUGAGUAGAGCCUCUAAGAGAUGUGGAAAAUAGGAAAACUAAAAACCAGAAGGAGAAAGUUCCCAAAAGGAGGCUAGAGAAUAUAAAAUUCCACAGAAAGGUCAGGAUAAGAACAGAAAAUGCUUCUGAGGUGGGGGAUACUGACAUUAAAUCAGAGCAGGUGACACAACUGGCCAUAGAACUCAGGUCCUUUGGACCUUUUCUUGCCACCAUAUUCAAC